UCGUGGCUUACCAUCGAACUGUCUUUUGCAGAUUUUGUCGAAGGAAUAUAUAUUGUAUGAAAAUCAACAUGAAUAUCACGUCAGCAGCUGGCAUCAUUUCCCUCCUUGAGGAACCAAUGCCCGAAUUAAAAGUAUUUGCUUUAAAAAAAUUGGAUAUGAUAGUAGAUGAAUUUUGGCCUGAAAUUUCUGAGGCCAUAGAAAAAAUUGAAAUUCUUCAUGAAGAUAAAUCAUUCCCUCAGCAUGAUUUAGCUGCAUUAGUUGCUAGUAAAGUAUACUAUCAUUUAGGAAGUUUUGAAGAUUCUUUAACUUAUGCUCUUGGAGCUGGAGAACUUUUUGAUGUUAAUGCUCGCAAUGAAUAUGUUGAUACUACUAUAGCUAAGUGUAUUGAUUAUUAUACUCAACAACGUGUGUUGGAAGCUGAAGGAAAAUUACCACCAAAUAGCAAAAGAAUUGAUCCAAGAUUGGAAGGAAUUGUGAACAGAAUGUUUCAAAGAUGUUUAGAUGAUAAUCAGUAUCGGCAAGCUUUAGGUCUUGCUCUUGAAACAAGAAGAAUGGACAUCUUUAAAACUGCAAUUAUGCAAUCAGAUGAUGUUAGUGGCAUGUUAUCCUAUGCCUUCCAAGUUGUCAUGAGCCUCAUCCAGAAUCGUGGUUUUCGUAACACUGUACUUCGUUGUUUAGUGAGCCUUUAUCGCAACCUAGGAACACCAGAUUAUGUCAAUAUGUGUCAGUGUUUGAUAUUUCUUGAUGAUCCACUAGCUGUUGCUGAACUUUUAGACAAAUUGAGCAAAGGCUCACAAGAUUGUGUUCUUAUGGCCUAUCAAAUUGCAUUUGAUUUAUACGAAUCAGCAACUCAACAGUUCCUUGGUCGUGUUUUACAAGCUCUAAGAGCAACCGCACCCAUUCCAGGAGCUCUUAUGGUUAAACCAAUUGUUAAACCAGUUGUAAAAGCAACUGCUGAAGCUAGUUCUGAAUCUUCUACCGCAAUGGAAACUGAAAGCAGUACACCAGCUCCUGAUGAGAAAGCUCAACGUAGUGUUGAAAGUUUGAAUGCUGAAGAACGCGAGCAACAAGAACGUGUAGAUGCUUUAUCAAGUAUAUUAAGUGGGGAAAUUUCGAUCGAUUUGCACCUGCAAUUUUUAAUUCGUAGUAACCAUACCGAUAUGUUGAUAUUGAAAAAUACUAAAGAUACUAUACGUGUGUCUAUUUGUCAUACUGCCACUGUAAUUGCGAAUGCGUAUAUGCAUUCUGGAACUACUAGCGAUCAAUUUUUGAGGGACAACUUAGAAUGGUUGGCUAGAGCCACAAACUGGGCAAAAUUAACAGCAACAGCGUCUUUAGGAGUAAUUCACAGAGGUCAUGAACAAGAGGCUUUAGCUCUAAUGCAGUCUUAUCUUCCUCGGGAUACUGGCGCGGGAGCUGGUUAUUCUGAGGGAGGUGGUUUGUAUGCAUUAGGACUCAUUCACGCAAAUCACGGUGCAGCAAUCACUGAUUACUUACUUGGCCAACUAAAGGAUGCACAGAAUGAGAUGGUUCGUCAUGGAGGUUGCUUAGGUUUGGGUUUAGCCGCUAUGGGUUCGCAUAGACAAGAUGUAUACGAACAGUUGAAAUUCAAUCUUUACCAAGAUGAUGCAGUUACCGGUGAAGCAGCGGGCAUUGCCAUGGGUAUGGUCAUGCUGGGAUCGAAAUCAACUCAAGCGAUAGAGGAUAUGGUCGCGUAUGCUCAAGAAACACAACACGAAAAGAUCCUUCGAGGAUUAGCUGUGGGCAUCGCGUUCACUAUGUAUGGUCGCUUAGAAGAAGCUGAUCCCUUGGUCUCUUCCCUUUGCUCUGACAAGGACCCGAUUCUCCGAAGAAGCGGCAUGUAUACACUUGCGAUGGCCUACUGCGGAACCGGAAACAACCAGGCCAUCCGGAAGCUGCUGCACGUUGCUGUUUCUGAUGUCAACGACGAUGUUCGACGAGCUGCAGUGACUGGUCUGGGAUNCCUGCUGUUCAGAACACCGGAGCAAUGUCCCAGCGUGGUUUCCCUGCUCGCGGAGAGCUACAAUCCUCACGUGAGGUACGGAGCUGCGAUGGCCCUCGGGAUCGCGUGUGCCGGCACUGGUCUGAAGGAGGCCAUGGCUCUGUUGGAUCCCAUGACGAACGACUCGGUGAACUUCGUCCGCCAGGGUGCGCUGAUUGCCUCUGCGAUGAUUCUGAUCCAGCAGACUGAAGCGACGUGUGCUCGCGUGAAGGACUUCCGGGCCCUAUAUGCUAAAGUCGUGGUGGACAAGCACGAGGACGUGAUGGCCAAGUUCGGCGCCAUUUUGGCGCAGGGUAUCAUCGACGCUGGCGGUCGUAACGUGACAGUAUCGCUGCAAUCAAGGACAGGCCACACGAACAUGCUGGCAGUGGUCGGUGCAUUGGUCUUCACGCAGUACUGGUACUGGUUCCCAUUGGCACACUGCCUGGCUUUGGCCUUCACCCCGACCUGCCUGAUCGCUCUGAACGCUCAGCUGAAGAUGCCAAAGCUGGAGUUCCGUUCGAACGCCAGACCAAGCGUCUAUGCCUAUCCUGCGCCACUCGAGGAGAAGAAACGCGAGGAAAGAGAGAAGAUCACGACUGCAGUUCUCAGCAUUGCCGCCAGGGCGCGCAGGCGCGAGUCCGAGAGGCGCGCCCGUGAUUCUCACGAGAAAAUGGAAGUGGAUCCACCGGAAACUACGAAAGAAGUUGCCGAGGUAGCUUCGAAGGAAAAAGAGGAGAAGAAGAAGGAGAAGGAAACGAAAGAGACAAAAGAAACCAAGGAGACGAAGGAAAAAGUGGAGAAGAAAACCAAGGACGAGGUUGAGAAAGUGGAAGAGAAGAAGAAGGAAGCUGAACCGAAUUUCGAGAUUCUUCAGAACCCAGCUCGUGUGCUGAGACAGCAACUGAAGGUAAUACAACUAGUGGAAGGAAGUCACUACGUGACAGUCAAGGACAUUCAGAUUGGAGGUAUUGUCAUGGUGAAGCACAUCCAGUCAGACACUGAAGAGGAACUGGUGGAGCCAGUGGCAGCUUAUGGUCCUCAUCCCGAAGAGGAGCAAGAAGCAGAGCCACCAGAACCAUUCGAAUAUAACGAGGAUUAAGGUAUUACAGAAGACCUUCCUGUGGCGCCAUCUUUGCAGCGCUCGUCACUCAUUCACUUAUAUUCACGAUAGUUCGCUGUCAGUAGAAGUAACACUGUGAAAAAUACUGUCGCCGUUUUCUUUACUACGCCAGUACGGCUAUAGUAGUACUUCCUUUCAUAUUUUUUUAUAGUUAAUUUCUCGUCAUCCAGCGAUCGUUUCACGACUCGAUAGCGUUUACCACCGAAUCGCUGUUCCGUUCUAUAAAAAUUUAAUAAAUAGAUAAUUUGC
Molecule: messenger RNA, 3374 nt
Organism: Eufriesea mexicana
Lineage: Eukaryota; Metazoa; Arthropoda; Insecta; Hymenoptera; Apidae
Gene: Rpn2
Product: Regulatory particle non-ATPase 2
Exons: 16
Coding region: 57-3104 (1015 amino acids)
Biological process (GO): proteasome-mediated ubiquitin-dependent protein catabolic process; regulation of protein catabolic process
Cellular component (GO): proteasome storage granule; proteasome regulatory particle, base subcomplex; proteasome complex
Molecular function (GO): enzyme regulator activity
Source: RefSeq, a predicted model, not a curated record